AAAAUUUAUUGAACAGUUAUUGUGUUUGUUGUGUUGGAAAAUAUUUAUUUUGAAGUAAUUACAGUUCAUUUAGUUUCUAUUUAUAAUACCAAAAUGGUUGAAUUCACUUCAUCUCAAUUAGAAAAACUUGCAGAGCUUUUUAGGCCUCCAGAACCAGAUGUACUCCAAGGAGAAGAUCUAUCUCCUACUGCCUAUCAAAUAACAUCAUCCAGGGACAAAAUUAAUAAGCAAAAUGAUACGAAGGAAAUGCCAAAAACAAUUGAAGAGUUUGAAGCACAAGAAGCCGAGGAAGCAGAACAAUUAGGUAGCGUUGGCGCUGGGAUCGGAGAGAGAAAAGUACCAGCUUAUACUAUGAACUAUCAGCAGUCUGUAACAGCGGAAGACGUUUUCCUGCAGAUUGGUCCUAAAACCACCUCAUCGGCGAGUUGUGAAAAUUUAAUUGUAAGAAUAAAGAUGCCGGGCGAUAAAAAGGAGAAUAUCGAUCUCUCUGUUGAUACAACAUGUGUUACUGUGAGCUCCUCGCAGUUUCACCUGCGGCUGCCUCUACCGCACGGCAUCAACCCAGACAUCUCUAAAGCAAACUGGGAUGCAUCGGAAGACACUUUAGUCUUAACUCUUAAAUUGGACAGGGAAUUUGAUUUUGUUAAUUUUUAAUUGAUCCUAUUUGUCACACAAAAACUAUAUUUUAACGUGAAUAACGUUAUAAUACAAAUUGCUUAUAAUUAAGAGUUCUGAAAAAAAAAAACAAAAAUUAUGUAGUAAUUUAUGCCUAACGUGUAAUUCCCGUUUCCCCUUGGGUAUGUGCAGAUACAUUAUGCAUUUGUUACAUUAUCGAUUUUCUUUAGAGAUGAGAGAAUUUUUGUUAGUUCGCACCGGGAAUCGAACCCAGGAUCCCUCGGUUCUACGCUCACGUGUUAUGCACUGCACACGUAGUAACUAUUAGUAAUCUGUGAUUAUACCAAUGAGCCUUACGUACCUACCAAAAUAACCUAAUUGGUUGAAUAAAU
This is a messenger RNA of Zerene cesonia (dogface butterfly), 1007 nucleotides long. RefSeq names its product dynein assembly factor 6, axonemal (gene Dnaaf6). NCBI's taxonomy places the organism in Eukaryota, Metazoa, Arthropoda, Insecta, Lepidoptera, Pieridae. Gene Ontology annotation, cellular component: cytoplasm. The coding region runs from base 94 to 654 and encodes 186 amino acids. The transcript has 3 exons. Gene Ontology annotation, biological process: axonemal dynein complex assembly. The record is from RefSeq and is a predicted model, not a curated record. Gene Ontology annotation, molecular function: protein-folding chaperone binding; dynein intermediate chain binding.